UCGAUCAGAGUCAGCAAUCUGUUCAAUACGAACGUGAACGUGCGCCAUGGAAAGAUCGUCGUGUUUAACGUGUGGUCAAACACCAGAAACAUUCCACGUUAUAUCAGGGACCGAAGACAUCAGUAAUGUUAUCUGUCAGCAUUUUUGGUUUCAGAUGGAUUUUCUGCAAACUGCCAUCAUCUGCGAGCUCUGCUGGCAAACAGUUUACCAAUUCCAUUGCUUCUACGAAGACGUUAAAAAAUACCAUGAGCAGCUGUCGGUAGCGAACGAGGUGCCGAACUCGAUUUUCAUCAAGCGCGAAGCGAUUGAGUUCGAAGCAGACGUCGAAAGAAGCACAGUCGAGGAAGAUGUCUUGCUCGGUGAAGAAGGUGAAGUCCAGAUUGCAGAGGACCCCAAUAAACUGUCGAUAGAGGCUGAUCAGUUGCCUUCAGUCUCGAUGAAACAAAUAAAGUCAAGAUCAUCAGACGGUCAGAUCGUUAAGAAACUAACUAAAAAGAAGAUAGCUCAAAACCGGAAAUUAGAAUUCGACCAAAGAAGACAAACCGAAGACACUUUCAUCAAGCAGCAUUUGCCCUAUAACUGUGACGAGUGCCCUUUGAAAUUUGAAGAUUUCAUCUCGAUACGUCGCCACAGGAUCAAUCUCCAUGGCAAGGAUUACAUCGCGUGCUGCGGUAACCAGUACACCAGUCGAAGGUUACUGUUCCAACAUGUUCAGGGUACGCUCAACCCGGAAGCAUUCAAAUGCGAGCUGUGCAACAAAACGUACAAGUUGAACGUGGGAUACGUCAAUCACAAGCAGAGAUGCCAUCCGAACGACGAUCCAUUCCGAUGUGAUCAAUGCCCGAAGCGUUUCACUACGCAAGCAGCGCUCGAUCGUCACAUUGCAAUCCAUGCAAGGUUUCAGAAAGAGAAACCAACCGAAAGACCCAAGUGCGAAAUCUGUGGCAAAUCUUUCUAUAGAGCCCUUGGGUUGAAGGAGCACAUGGAUGCCGUUCACGAGAAAAAGGCCGUGUACGUGUGCGAGAUUUGCACGAAACCAUUUGCCAGACAGUGGAUGUUCAAGGAGCAUCGGAUGACACACGAGUACACCGCCGACGAGCUGAAGAAACAGUGCCCGAUCUGCAAGCGGUGGCAGAAGAACCUACGGCUGUGGAAGAAACAUAUGAGUCGACACAAAGGUGAAGGAGCGCACAAAUGUGACCAAUGCGAGCACGUUUCGGUCAGCUUGAUCGGACUGAAGCAACACGUCGAUCGGAUGCACGAGAAAAAGUUGGAAUGUGUGUGCGAUCUGUGCGGCAAAGUGUACGGACACCCAGUUACAUUGAAGGAACACGUUGCCAACGCGCACACGAAAGAACCGCUGUACCAGUGCCGGUUCUGCGAGAAGAAAUUCUACUCCUGCGCCACCAUGUCCACGCACAGAAAGAAAGAGCACCCGAAGGAGUGGCAGGAGUACAUGGACGCUAAAUAUGGGUUCGAAAAAGCGGGGAAAGUUGAGGACCACAAUUCGGCGUAACAACUUGUUGUAUGAGUUAGAUCAAACGUAUACAAUUAUACUAUCAAACAUAUAGUCUUGUUUUUAAACAA
This is a messenger RNA of Aedes albopictus (Asian tiger mosquito), 1587 nucleotides long. RefSeq names its product zinc finger and BTB domain-containing protein 17-like. The transcript is spliced from 2 exons. The record is from RefSeq and is a predicted model, not a curated record. NCBI's taxonomy places the organism in Eukaryota, Metazoa, Arthropoda, Insecta, Diptera, Culicidae. Bases 47 to 1516 code for a protein of 489 amino acids. Gene Ontology annotation, cellular component: nucleus. Gene Ontology annotation, molecular function: zinc ion binding.